Strongylocentrotus purpuratus (purple sea urchin) is the source of this 657-nucleotide messenger RNA. RefSeq names its product prostatic spermine-binding protein-like. The transcript is spliced from 3 exons. Lineage: Eukaryota; Metazoa; Echinodermata; Echinoidea; Camarodonta; Strongylocentrotidae. The record is from RefSeq and is a predicted model, not a curated record. The annotation marks the transcript as partial.
AUGUCAUACCUAUCAGGAGAAAAAAAGAUUCACCGUGCUGGUCAAGUUGAUGGUGAUGAUGAUGAUUGCGAUGAUGAUGAUGAUGAUUGCGAUGAUGAUGAUGAUGAUGAUGAUGAUGAUGAUGAUGAUUGCGAUGAUGAUGUUGAUGAUGGUGAUGAUGAUGAUGAUGUAGAGGAUGAUGAUGAUGAUGAUGAUGAUGAUUGCGAUGAUGAUGAUGAUGAUGAUUGCGAUGAUGAUGAUGAUGAUGAUGAUUGCGAUGAUGAUGAUGAUGAUGAUGAUUGCGAUGAUGAUGAUGAUGAUGGUGAUGAUGAUUGAGAUGAUGAUGAUGAUGAUUGCGAUGAUGAUGAUGAUGAUUGCGAUGAUGAUGAUUGCGAUGAUGAUGAUGAUGAUGAUGAUGGUGAUGAUGAUGCUGAUGUUUCUGAUGACGACGGGGAUUAUGAUGAUGAUGAUGAUUAUGAUGAUGAUGAUGAUAAUGGUAUUGAUGCUGAUGCUGCUGAUGAUGAUUAUGGUAAUGAUGAUGACGAUUAUGGUAAGGAAAGUUUCAGAAUACUUGGUGAUGAUGAUAAUGGUAUUGAUGGUGAUGAUGAUGACGAUUAUGGUAAGGAAUGUUUCAGAGUACUUGGUGAUGAUGAUUAUGAUGAUGAUGAUGAUAAUGGU